UUGACGACGAGAAUCAUGACGAAGAAAUCGAGUGCCAGGGUUAUGCUGGCCUUGGUUUGGUCGUGUUGCUGAACGAUCCAAGUCAUCACGGGGACUCCAGUCGGAACACCUGAAAUGGAUCGAGAUUGCGGAUUGCCCUUGACCGAGGCAGAACUUGCAUGCGUUUCAACAUUUGGCAAAGCAGCACCUGAUGACUUCCCCACGUCCGAGGGAGAUGACAUCGUCAGCCUACCGAAUCAACCCAAUAAGAACGCUUUCGUUGAUAGAAAAUGGCCCAAUGCUAGCGCAAUUCCAUACGUCAUCGACUCGGCAUUUGAUGCCAAGGCGCGAUGCGCCAUCGGUUACGCCAUGACGCAGUGUACCACAAGAUUUCCUGCAUUCGCUUCGUCCCGCGUACGAUCCAGUCGGACUACAUCAAAAUCAACAAAUUCGAUACCACAGAUUUAAGUUGCUCCUCAACAGGACUCGGUUUCUAUAAAGGUUUAGAAGCACACCACAUCACUUUGUCGACUAGCUGUUACCAGUAUAAACCGGGAACCGUCAUACACGAAUUGAUGCAUCGUAUCGGGUUUGCCCACGAACACAAUCGACCCGAUCGUGACACAUACGUCAACAUUCUUUGGGAUAAAAUUAUUGAAAAAGACCGGAGGCAGUACGCCAUUACGCAAGGAUCCAGCCUUAUCUAUAGAUACGACUAUGGUUCCGUGAUGCAUUAUCCGCUGGGUAUUAAAAUGACGACGAAAUUAAACACCAAUGGGGCUGUCAUUGGACAGCGAGAUGGUUUAAGUAAGAAUGAUGUCAUCAAACUCGCACUGAUGUACUGCCUAAGGGGGUGAUAACGCUAACUUUUGAAACGCACCAAGUGUUGCAGUUCAACCAUUCCUCGCUGCAACGAUUCCCCGUUACUCUUCACACAAGAUGUAAUUCUGUCGUUGAAUUUUGACACUUUGUUUAAUAUUUGGGUGGAGGUUAUUUUAAUUUUAUUCCUUUCACCUAAUAAAUCUGAUGAUUUACAGCUAUUUUAUUAUCAAUUUGCAAAAACAAAUAAAUUGAUUUAGUCCCUA
Molecule: messenger RNA, 1064 nt
Organism: Daphnia pulicaria
Lineage: Eukaryota; Metazoa; Arthropoda; Branchiopoda; Diplostraca; Daphniidae
Product: hatching enzyme 1.2-like
Exons: 7
Coding region: 330-836 (168 amino acids)
Biological process (GO): proteolysis
Molecular function (GO): zinc ion binding; metalloendopeptidase activity
Source: RefSeq, a predicted model, not a curated record